AAGCUAAAUGCCCAGUAUGCAAAAAGGUACAUACACAUCGAGACAUAUGGGGUAAUUGGAGCUGUCUAGGUAAAGAUGAUCACUAUUUUCUUAAUUGUCCAUUUCGUAUUGAUCAAAAGAAAGUUAUUAUUGCUAUACAGAAUUUGCCGGAAAGUGUAUCGAACAAACCUCGAGAAACAGAACCUUGUUCACCAACUCAUCCAAACAAAAAUCACCUUUAUCAGUAUGCCAUCGAACAUGGAAUAGAUCCCGAAAGAUUUUCAGUUAUUACAGAGGCUGAGAAAAAAAGGUGGAGCAUGGGAUGCUUCCGUGGUGAUUUGGAGAGAGAUAUACGAUUCUAUUGUGGAGGAAUAAAAAGGAAUGAAGAUACCAGAAAAUAUCAUAAAUUUUUAACAGAUCAGAAUAGGCUGGUUGGUGAAGAGUUAUCACGUUGUGGUAUACUAAAAAGCGGUUUAAGUAAUGCAUGA
Ambispora gerdemannii is the source of this 467-nucleotide messenger RNA. The record is from the annotation of a GenBank genome assembly. Lineage: Eukaryota; Fungi; Glomeromycota; Glomeromycetes; Archaeosporales; Ambisporaceae.